Messenger RNA from Dufourea novaeangliae, 2517 nucleotides. RefSeq names its product RNA polymerase II subunit A C-terminal domain phosphatase (gene Fcp1). Gene Ontology annotation, cellular component: nucleus. The record is from RefSeq and is a predicted model, not a curated record. Gene Ontology annotation, molecular function: RNA polymerase II CTD heptapeptide repeat phosphatase activity. The transcript has 7 exons. Lineage: Eukaryota; Metazoa; Arthropoda; Insecta; Hymenoptera; Halictidae. The coding region runs from base 163 to 2517 and encodes 784 amino acids.
UGUGACAAGUGACAUGUAUGUGUUUCGUCAAUGAAAGAAAUCGAACUUCAGUGUGUCGGGAGAUGUCCCGCGCAAAAACGUUGAUAGUUUAACGUUGGACAAGUUUAUUUUUUUCAGUAGUAAAUAAUAUUUUAACAUCUGAAUGUUCACUGUUAAAGAGUUAUGGGUUCAAUAACAGUCACAUUCCCACUUGGUGGACAACCAGGAAAAAUAAUAAAAUGGAGGGUUCGAAUGGAUACGAUGGUUUCAGCGGGCCGAGUAUUGUUUUUAUAUCAAAACAUAGCUCCUGGAACAGAAGAUAUCAAGGGUCCUGAGAAAAAAUAUAGGGCCACGCGAUUUGGCCGCGUUACAGAGCUUCUAGCAAAAGAAGGAGAUAUUGUUCAACCUGGGCAAGUGAUAAUGAUAUUAGAAGGAUGUCGGCAUCCUACUGUAAUGAAGGAUUUAUGUGCUGAAUGUGGUGUAGAUUUAAGGGUUGAAGGAGUUGGUAAACAGAGCAAGAAUGUAGAAAUAUCCCAAGCCAGUGUGCCAAUGGUACAUAGUGUACCAGAACUAAAAGUGUGCCCAGAAUUGGCUGAAAAAAUUGGGAAAGAAGAUGAACAACGUCUUUUAAAUGAUCGCAAGUUAGCAUUACUUGUUGAUCUUGACCAAACAAUUGUUCAUACAACAAAUGAUAACGUACCUCCAAAUAUGAAGGAUGUUUAUCAUUAUCAAUUAUACGGACCAAGUUCCCCAUGGUAUCACACCCGCUUAAGGCCUCAUACAAGACAUUUUCUUUCUGAAAUGAGUCGUUUAUAUGAACUACAUAUAUGUACAUUUGGGGCAAGAAAUUAUGCACAUACUGUAGCAGGAUUGUUAGAUAAUGAUGGAACUUUAUUUUCUCAUAGAAUACUAUCAAGAGAUGAAUGUUUUGAUCCUGCAUCGAAAACAGCUAAUCUCAAAGCCUUGUUUCCCUGUGGAGAUGACUUAGUAUGUAUUAUAGAUGAUAGGGAGGAUGUUUGGCAAGGGUGUGGUAAUUUGGUCCAAGUCAAACCCUAUCAUUUUUUUCGACAUACUGGUGAUAUACAUGCACCACCAGGUUUAGAAAAAAAUGAUGUACCAACUUUACCUGAAUUACAAAAUACAAAUGAUCUUUGUAUGGAAGGAAAUCAAAAUGAGACUGACAAAAAUGGUGCAUUAGAAUUACAGAAAGAAAGGAUUACAGUAGAUAAUAGUUCUGAAAAAGAGACACAGGAAACGAUUGAAGAUAAGGAAAAUAUAUGUGAAUCUAAAGAAAAAAACAAUGAAAACACCAAAGAUGAUACUAAGGACAACAUCGAUCAAAAUCCGAAUUCUACUAAUGAAAACAAAGAUAUUAAAGUGUCAGAAGAGAAGGACGAAAAUAAAGAUAAUGAAACAGUAGAAAAUAAAAAUGAAAGCAAUAAGACAUCAGAAGAAAAUGAUGAAAACGAAGAUAAGCAAAAAGAAGAAAAAGAAUGCAUAGCAGCACUGACAGAGGCAACACAAGAUAUUAAAAAAGAUGAUAUAAAGUACACUGAAAAUAAUGUUGUAGAUGAAGAUGAUGAUGAUUAUUUAUUAUAUUUGGAAGAUAUUCUUCGAAGGAUUCAUGCUGAGUUUUAUACAAAUUUUGAUAUAGAAAAUGGACGCAAAUCGUUGAGGGAUAUUAUUCCACGAGUACGAGCACAAGUAUUGAAAGGAGUACAUUUAACUUUCAGUGGACUAAUACCUACUAAUCAAAAACUUCAUCAAAGUCGUGCAUAUAAAGUUGCUAGAGCAUUUGGGGCAGAAGUAGCACAAGAUUUAUCAGAUAAAACUACACAUUUAGUAGCUAUUAGACCUGGCACUGCUAAAGUUAAUGCAGCUAAGAAAAAUGGCACUAUUAAAAUUGUAAAUCCAGAUUGGCUUUGGACUUGUGCAGAACGUUGGGAACACGUUGAUGAACGUUUAUUUCCACUGACUAUAAAGGCACGUGCUUCUAGGAUACCACCCCCACAUUGUAGCAGUCCCGAGCGUAUAGAAGAAGACGAACAGAGGAUAGAAAAUAGUUUUGCUGAUAGUAUUAAUCCACUAAUGUCAUUUACACCGGAAGAAAUAGAAAUUAUGGAUAAAGAAGUUGAAGAAGAUAUGGAUGAUCAAGAAAUGGAACCACCUGUUUUUGAUGUGGAGUAUGCAUAUGAUGAAGGGUGUGAUAAAGAAGCUGAGCAAGGAGGUUCUGAUUCCGAAGAUUCUAUGCACAACGAACGUGUUAUAAAUGAACCACUAAAGAAAAAAAAGAAAAUUUCUCACGAUAGUACUGAAGAUGAUGAUUCAUCAAGUGGUAAGGAAGAUACUCAGGAUGACGAUGAUGACGACGAUGAUCCUGUAACCCGUUUUAGAAGAGGCGAAAACUUACCCGAUGAUUUAGAUCUAGGUGAUAAUUCUCAAGAUUCAGUUGAAGAUCUUGAAAUAAUGGACAACGAAGAUGAUCGAGAGUGGAAUGCAAUGGGAGCCGCUCUUGAAAGAGAAUUUCUUUCUGAAUGA